Messenger RNA from Dromiciops gliroides (monito del monte), 2683 nucleotides. RefSeq names its product calcium modulating ligand (gene CAMLG). Gene Ontology annotation, biological process: tail-anchored membrane protein insertion into ER membrane. NCBI's taxonomy places the organism in Eukaryota, Metazoa, Chordata, Mammalia, Microbiotheria, Microbiotheriidae. Gene Ontology annotation, cellular component: GET complex. The record is from RefSeq and is a predicted model, not a curated record.
UCCCCUGGCUUUGCGCGAGCCUAGGGAAGAAUGGGACAUGCGCGUUCCCCGGGGAGUGGGCCCAUUGUGUGAGGGGGACCAGCGGACAGCUGCUACUGCUUGGGUGGCGCCUCCUCAGGCUGGGAUGGAGCCGUUGACCGUCGCUACCGGGGAAGACGGGCCCGGACCCCCUGGGCCUUCGGAGAGCGGGGGUCUGUCCGCUUCCCAGCGCCGGGCGGAGCUGAGGCGAAGGAAACUGCUGAUGAACUCGGAGCAGCGAAUCAACCGGAUCAUGGGCUUCCACCGGAGCGGGAGCGCCACGGAAGAAGAAGUGAAUACAGAAUCAAAGCAGCGUGACACUGAUAAGCUGAACUCCCUCACUGUUCCUUCAGUUUCAAAGCGUGUAGUGCUGGGUGAUUCUACUAGCCCAGGAACAGUGGACCACCAGGGCGGCAUUACAGAGAUCAAGGGAACCCAACUGGUAGAUAAAAAAGACUCUUUGAUCAAUCCACCUGAGGGGAGUAAUGACAGUAACCUUGAACUUCGUCAUCGGAAAAGAGAUCUUACAACUGAAACUGUCCAGAGAAGCUCUCAGCAUGGCUUAGACCAGUAUCUUUCCAGAUUUGAUGAAGCAAUGAAGUUAAGAAAACAAUUGAUUAGUGAGAAACCUAGUCAAGAGAAUGGAAGUACAGGGGAAGAAUUCGAUACUUUUCGAAUUUUCAGAUUGGUGGGAUGUGCUCUGCUUGCCCUUGGAGUUCGGGCUUUUGUAUGCAAAUAUUUGUCCAUAUUUGCUCCAUUUCUUACUUUGCAACUUGCAUUCAUGGGAUUAUCUAAAUACUUCCCAAAGAGUGAAAAGAAGGUGAAGACGACAGUACUAACUGCUGCACUUUUAUUGUCUGGAAUCCCAGCUGAAGUAAUCAGUCGUUCCAUGGAUACCUAUAGCAAAAUGGGAGAUGUUUUCACAGACCUUUGUGUCUACUUUUUCACUUUCAUCUUCUGCCAUGAACUCCUUGUUUUUUGGGGCUCUGAAGUUCCAUGAAGGCUGUAGACUCCAAAAGAGUAUCUUAUAAAGCCAAUUUUCUGUUCUCUACUACUCUAAGGGAAAGAAACCAGUUUAUACUUUUAUAGCAUUCUUACUUGAUAGGAAUUUUAAAACCGCUGGAUUAUGAAUGGAAUGGCAGGGUCCCCAGUUUAAAAGUUUUGCGGUUUUACUAGUCCUGAUGUGAAGAAUAGAUUACAAGUGUCAUUCAUUUAUUUGUCUUACUCAAUAAGAAGGUGUAUCUGUUGCCCUUGCCUACAUUCCCCUGAGGUUGUAUUCUUUCUUUUUUGGCCCAUAAUAACAUGACUAUGGUCUUUGUGCUCUUUGCAGAACUGUUAAAUAUUGUCUUAGCCAUCCCUAAGAACUGCUUCCAGUAUUUGUUUUUCCUUCUCUUAAAAUAAAUGAGUCCAUCUUCUACAUAAAUUUAAAUUAACUGUGUGUUUUAACCUUCUUGUAUACAGCAUAACAUCUAAUAAUUGACUGAAUUAAACAUUAGCUAAUUUCCUCAUUUUUCCUCAUUGAAAACACAUUUAUUUUCAGUCUACCUAGUAUUUAAUCAAAUAAAAGGAGUUCAUUUAUACCAAAAAAAUUGGAGGAGACUUGGGAAAUUAUCUGUUGUGUUUCUCCUGCUUAAUUAAAAAAUGUUUUGGUUUAGUUUGAGUAAUCAAAAAUAAUGGCAUUCUAAACCUUCAUUAACUCUUGUUGAUUUAGUCUUAUACUAUUCUUAUUUUCUUUCAUUUGAACAAGGAAAUGAUUACUAUUUGAUAACUUAUUGCCUCAGGUGUAUAACCCAAAAGCAUAGGAAAGUUUAUACAUUUUAAUUGACUUUAUAAGCUUAUAUUAAUAAGUGCAGAAAAAGCUUUUGACAAAAUGUAACACUCAUUUCUAUUAAAAAAUAAAUGGUGCUUUCCUUAAAUGGUAAAUAGCAUAUAAAUAAUGAGGAUGGUUUCAGGGAGACCUGGUAAGAUUUGUAUAAAUUGUUGUAAGUAGAACCAGAAAAAGCUAUACAAUAACAAAAAUGUUGUAAGGACAACUUUGAAACACUUAACCCUAAUCAGCACAAUAAUCACAUUUCUAGAAGACUCAUGAAGAAGAAAUGAAGGAAAUUGUUAGAAACUUUUGUCCAACUAUAUUCCAAUAAAAACCAAUGACUUAAAGGAAAUGGAUGCUAUUCACUCCUGAUAGGAAGGUGAUGAAUUCACAGUGUAGAUUGAGACUUUUGGAGGGGGAGGGGGACACAUGGUCAUUGCAGGAAUUUGUUUUGCCUGACUACAUGUUUGUAAUAGAUGUUUUGUUUUUCUUGCCUCAUUAAUGUGGGUUGAGGGGGAGUAUUGGAGGGAGUGAAUGUGAGUCUUUGUAAUAUAUCUGAAGCCAAGAGAAACAUGAUAGGGAAAAACUGGAGGCCUUUCCAUUAAGAUCUGGAAUAAAGCAAGUAUAUUCAUUAUCACCACUAUUAUUUGAUAGAGUACUAGAAAUGCUUACGUUUAAUAAUAAGACAAAAAUUGUAGGAACACAUAAGCAAAACAAUAAUAGUUUUUGCUGAUGUAUCAUAUGAUGGUACACUUGGAGAAACUUAAGUCAAAUAAAAAAUUGAAACAAUAAUUAGCAAAAUUGCAGGAUAUAAAGUAAAUCCACAUAAAUCAUAGGCAUUUUUGAAUAUUACCA